ACAACAAAAAGCUGCAUGAAGGGGGUGCGAGGGGAAAGAGGUAUAGUAACAGGGAAGGGACGCUCUCUCCCUCCUCACACUCCUUUUUCUCUCUCACGCACCCCACCCGCGCUCACUCUUCCGCCUUGGUUGAGGCCCCCUUCCCGUCCUCCGGCCUCCAAGCGCCGAGUGGCGCGCCUGCGCGGAGGCAAGAUACCGACUCCUUUUCCUCUGCCUUCCAUGGAGCAUCCCGGUGCUGAGAGCCCUGGCGGCGGGAGCAGUAGCGGAGACAGCAGCAGUAGCACCCAGGAAGGCGACGAGCCCGAGUCUCCCGGUGUUCCUGGGCCUGAGGGAGAGGAGGAGACAGUAGCCACAGCCACGACAGCAGUGGCCGGACCGGCAACUUGCGCGAUGAUAGAAGAUUGCUUAUUGAAGAAAAUAGAAAUUAGUGUUGCAGAAGCAGAGAAACGGACUGGGCGGAAUGCCAUGAACAUGCAGGAAACUUACACUGCUUACCUCGUGGAAACAAGGGCUGUGGAGUCUCAGGCUGAAGGGCAGUGUUCUCCCCCAGAUUCUCUCUGGAGGCGAUACAGUGAAUUUGAAUUGUUGAGGAAUUAUUUGCUAGUUAACUACCCACAUAUUAUUGUACCACCUUUGCCAGAAAAAAGGGCAGAGUUUGUUUGGCAUAAGUUAUCAGCAGAUAACAUGGAUCCAGAUUUUGUAGAAAGAAGAAGAAUUGGCUUGGAAAAUUUUCUCGUGCGUGUGGCUUCACAUCCCAUUCUUUGCCAGGAAAAUAUUUUUAAUGCAUUUUUAACCCAGGAAGGUGGAUGGAAGGAGAUGGUGAGUGAAACAGGAUUUCAGCUAAAGGCAGAUUCUAGGUUAAAAGCUCUUAAUGCAACAUUCAGAGUGAAAAAUCCAGACAGGAGAUUUACAGAGCUUAAACACUACAGUGAUGAGCUGCAGUCUGUCAUAUCACACCUUUUGAGAGUUAGAGCUAGAGUGGCGGAUCGACUGUAUGGUGUAUACAAAGUCCAUGGGAACUAUGGGAGAGUUUUCAGUGAAUGGAGUGCAAUAGAGAAGGAGAUGGGGGAUGGCCUGCAGAGUGCUGGUCAUCACAUGGAUGUGUAUGCAGCUUCAAUUGAUGAUAUACUAGAAGAGGAAGAACAUUAUGCAGACCAGCUGAAAGAAUAUCUCUUCUAUGCAGAAGCUCUUCGGGCUGUUUGCAGGAAGCAUGAACUUCUUCAAUAUGAGUUAGAAAUGGCCGCUCAGGAUCUGACAUCAAAGAAGCAGCAGUGUGAGGAGUUGGCAACGGGAACAGUGAGAACAUUCUCCUUGAAGGGAAUGACCAGCAAGCUGUUCGGCCAGGAAACACCUGAACAAAGAGAAGCAAAGAUAAAAGUGCUAGAAGAACAGAUACAUGAUGGAGAAGAACAGCUCAAAGCAAAGAAUUUAGAGAGCCGAGAUUUUAUGAAAAGUGCCUGGGUUGAUAUUGAACGCUUCAAAGAGCAGAAGAACCAUGACUUGAAAGAGGCCCUAAUAAGUUAUGCUGUAAUGCAGAUCAGUAUGUGUAAAAAGGGAAUUCAAGUUUGGACAAAUGCAAAAGAAUGUUUCAGCAAGAUGUGAUAUUUGGAACUCAGUCCUUCGUGGCAAAUUGCCAGAUAACAGAAGCACAAGUGCAUGAACAUGGAUACUAAGUUGCUACAUUAUUAAAUCAUGGAAUCGAUGUAAUUGUGAAAGUAGGGCACAAAGAAUUGGUCUCUGUUCCUUGAUGGCCACCUUGUGGCUUGUUAUGCAUGCAGUAGCAAAUUGAACAUUGUAGUUAUCUCUUGAGGUAAGGUUAUAGGGAGGAUCCAAGUUGGCUCCAAUGAUUACCCGUACUAGGCUCUUGAACCACCAAUCUUUGCACUAUGUAAAUCAUUUCCAAGUGCACCUUCUUUAUAUGUUGCUGUUUCACAUGUGUAAUAUAACAUAUACUGAUGUGGACUUCUUUUCUCUGAUGGCACAACAUUAUGUUUUCAUAGUUUCAACUACAUCUAUAAUAUAUCACAUGCAUUGUGCAUCUCUGAAGAAACUUUUUUUAAAAAGUGUAAUGUUUAUAUCAAAUUUUUAAACAAAAGGGACGUUGUGUACAGUACAACGAGAUGUUUCUGUGCUAAAAAUGUAAAACCGAUAGAAAUUAAUUAUAGAACUUUUCUACUUGCCAGCACAUGACUGAAUAAUAAGCACUGAAUAAUUAGUUACUGUUACCAACCUCAGUAAAAAUGCUUAACACCAGCUUUAAAUUGAUUCAGCAUCAUCCAUUAAGUUAAGAGUGUUAUGUUCUCCAUUAAUAUUUCAGUUUAAGAUUAUGCUGAAUAUAAAAUUGUUCCCCUUCUGAACAUUAGUGGUUGCUUCUGGAAGAACACUGUUAAUCUGAAUUGGGUUUGCUUUACACUUGUAGCAACAUAAAUGUGAAUUGCAUUAAUUUUGUUUACUGCACUUGUUUUAUCCAGAUCUUUUUGAAAGGGACAUAAGUAGAAUGAAUUAUUUGAUGUCCUUUCUGGUAUAGUGUGUUCAAAAGCAAGGUAGCUCUUGCUAGCUCUGAAUCUUAAAAUGCAAGACACUGAUUCCCAGUUGUAGGAAAGAUCUAAUGCCCGUUUGCCUCUUCUGCAUAGGAGUAUUUAAAAUGUUACUUGACUGAAUGUGUAAUCAAGCCAGACAUAAUUGUAGCAAAGCUUCUGAGAUUAAUAGUACUCAUUUGUCAAGUAUGCAUUUAAUUAUUUCAGAUAACAUCAUAUUAGGUUACAUAUACCAGAAAAACCUCUUAAUACAUUUAUUUCCUCAAAUCAGAUCUUGUAAGAAAUUCUUGCUGCAAUUAUAAAACCAGCUUUGCAGAGGAAAACAUUUUCACCUAAAUUAUGUCAUCGUUGAUGCUUUUUCUAAAGGUUAAUGACUUUUCAAAAUGGUUCCAUCUUCAUUGUUUAAGUGGAAAAUUCAGUCAGCUUAAGAUGGUUGUAUAUUGCAGAUCACUUCAUUUCAGAGAACUGUAGAAUCUGGGUCCUAAAACCAAUAGAGUAAAAACUUGUACAUUCCAAAAACAAUAAGCAGCUACAAAGUUAGAUUUUUCUAGUAAACCUCCUAGAGUAGUUGUGCCUUAAUUUAAUACCACUAGGCACUUGGAGUCAAUAUUUUCCAUGCACUUGAUCUUCCUAGUGCCUUUCCCCCUACCCCUUAUUUCAUAAGCUGUGUAUCUUAAAUGUAUUAGUAUGCCUUUUUCUUGCUAACUGUGUUAAAUUUGAGAAGGGGUCAAAAGGUUUUUGUAUGCUUUGUGCCAAAUUCUAAAUAAAACUACACUUUAUUAUU
Messenger RNA from Rhineura floridana, 3321 nucleotides. RefSeq names its product sorting nexin 4 (gene SNX4). The coding region runs from base 16 to 1602 and encodes 528 amino acids. NCBI's taxonomy places the organism in Eukaryota, Metazoa, Chordata, Lepidosauria, Squamata, Rhineuridae. Gene Ontology annotation, molecular function: phosphatidylinositol binding. The transcript has 14 exons. The record is from RefSeq and is a predicted model, not a curated record. Gene Ontology annotation, biological process: protein transport.